AUGUCAGAAUACAGGAUCACACACUGCGUUGUCGAAGAUGGCCCGGCGAUGGCGAAGAACAAUUUCUCUGCGUUUUGGGAGGACCCUAACUGGUCUUUUAUCUGGAGAGACACAACACUAGAGAACAUCAUUAGCCUCGGCGCAGACCGAUAUCCGCGCCAACUGAUCCAGAAUCGGGACACCCUCCGACAUAUUAAAGUAGUCGAUUCCGAGACGGGAGCGCUCCUCGGCUACGCGCGCUGGAAGCUUCCGGAAAAGUACAGCAAGCGCGAGGACGGCAGCGCGGUCUGGCCGGAGGGACAAGUUCCGGACGUUAGUGACGAGCAAAGAGACGAAAUCGAGAGGAAGGCAUCAAUAGCGCAAGAGCAGUGGAAACCGCUCGAAUUUACCGGCGAAGACGACUUGGAUGCCAUACUUACCAAGACUGAAAAGGCCAUUCUUGCUAAGAAGGACUAUAUCAAACUAGAAUACAUCACUGUGCACCCUUCUAACCAGAAGAAGGGUGUCGGUUUGGCGCUCCUGAAGCACGGGAUCGAACAAGCACGGUCAUUGGGACUCGAUAUCUUUCUUUUGGCCUGUUCGAGUGGGUUUAGGAUGUACGAGAAAGCCGGCUUCAAGGAGCUGGACAGGAUUAUCCAAGACGCCACGCGCAUUGGGGGAACAAGCCAUUACGAGAUCCGGUUCAUGGUGUACGAGGUGGCGAGCAGUUGA
Messenger RNA from Paraphaeosphaeria sporulosa, 711 nucleotides. RefSeq lists its product as uncharacterized. The transcript is spliced from 3 exons. The coding region runs from base 1 to 711 and encodes 236 amino acids. The record is from RefSeq and is a predicted model, not a curated record. NCBI's taxonomy places the organism in Eukaryota, Fungi, Ascomycota, Dothideomycetes, Pleosporales, Didymosphaeriaceae. Gene Ontology annotation, molecular function: acyltransferase activity, transferring groups other than amino-acyl groups.